Trichosurus vulpecula (common brushtail) is the source of this 3497-nucleotide messenger RNA. RefSeq names its product zinc finger protein 883-like. NCBI's taxonomy places the organism in Eukaryota, Metazoa, Chordata, Mammalia, Diprotodontia, Phalangeridae. The record is from RefSeq and is a predicted model, not a curated record. Gene Ontology annotation, molecular function: DNA-binding transcription repressor activity, RNA polymerase II-specific. The transcript has 4 exons. The coding region runs from base 336 to 2138 and encodes 600 amino acids. Gene Ontology annotation, biological process: negative regulation of transcription by RNA polymerase II.
ACGCAUGCGCCCUGGGCUGCUGAGGGGCCUGGAGCUCCUGCCCCGACUCCUGAGACCAGAAGACCCGUGGUCGCUGCCUCUGGAACUUCGGGGAAGCUUCUGCGGCCCAGUGUGACCCCCUCUCCCCGGCCCGGGCUCCCCACCCACCCUGGACCCCUGUGCACCCUCGGAGUCCUCACGCCACUCCCUGCGCCUGCAGCUAAGCCCUACCCCUCGGUCCCCUGGACAUUCCCCGGAGGGGCUGGAGAGGGAGGGUCAUCGCGGGUCCUGGUCCCUCGGCAGGCAGACCCUCGCUGACCGUGCCCCCCAGAAGGGGCCAGGAGGAGGAGAAGGAGAUGUCUCCCGUGUUCCCGGCGGCCAGCGCCCACCAGGGCCCUGUGACAUUCGGGGAUGUGGCCGUGGACUUCUCCCAGGAUGAGUGGGGGCACCUGGACCCUAAUCAGAAGGAGCUGUACCGGGAGGUGAUGCUGGAGAACUAUGGGAACCUGGUGUGCCUGGGACUCACAGUUUCCAAACCUCAUGUGAUCCAGCAGUUGGAGCGAAGGGAAGCACCUUGGAUGCCACAGGAAGGUGUCCCAAGGAGCUGUGGUCCAGAUUGGGAGGCUAAGCCUGAAGUCAAAGAGUCAUCUCCAAAGUUUGGCCUUUCUAGGGAAAAAUUGUCUGAGGAAAUGCUCAUGAAAAUUGGUGACUGUGUCUUCAAGUUAAGAGAAACCUGCAAAUUUGGUGCCGGGUCAGAAAGACAGCAGAGUAAUGAGGAGAAUCGUUUUCAGCCCACAACAUUCAUCCAGAAGAAUCCUCCCCACGGAGUACAAGACACUGAAUACAAUAAAUGUGGUAGAAUCUCCAGUCUAGGACCAAGCAUUUUCCCACAACCAGGAGGCGUAAGUGUGAAGAGUCUCCAUGAAUAUGACACAAAUCAAAGGCACUUUACUGUGUGUUCAGAUCUUCUGAAAUGUAAUAGAACUUGCUCAGAGGAGGUAUUUUCUAAUUAUCAUGAAUUUGGAGAUUCCUUUAAUUAUGAUUCAGACAUUAAAAAAAAUAGAUUCCAUUCUGAAAGGAAACCUCAUGAAUAUAAUGAAUGUGGGAAGGCUUUCCAUCUGACCUCGCAGCUUACACAGCACCAAUGCACAUCGUAUGCACAAAGGAACAUGUUGAGCUCAUCUAGAAACUUUACUGUCCACCAGAGAAUUCACAUUGGAGAGACACCAUAUAAAUGUAAGGAAUGUGGGAAGGCAUUCAGUCAGAGCAGAAACCUUACUCUCCAUCAGAAAAUUCACACUAGAGAGAAACCAUAUGAAUGUAAGGAAUGUGGGAAGUUUUUCGGCCAGAGUGCACACCUUAAUCGACAUCAGAGAAUUCAUACUGGAGAGAAACCCUAUGAAUGUAAUGAAUGUGGAAAGUUCUUCAAACAGAAGGCACAUCUUAUUGUACAUGAGAGGAGUCAUACUGGAGAGAAACCAUAUGAAUGUAAGGAAUGUGGGAAGUUCUUCCGACAGAAGGCACAUAUUAUCGUACAUCAGAGGAGUCAUACUGGAGAGAAACCUUAUGAAUGUAAUGAAUGUGGAAAGUUCUUCCGCCGGGGCACACAUCUUAUUCUCCAUCAAAGAACUCACACUGGAGAAAAACCAUAUAAAUGUAUAGAAUGUGGGAAGGUCUUUAGCCAAAGCAAUACACUUAGUCUUCAUCAGAGAAUUCACGCUGGAGAGAAGCCAUAUGAAUGUAAUGAAUGUAGGAAGGAGUUCAGUGACUGGUCAAACCUUAUUCAGCAUCAGAGAAUUCAUAGUGGAGAGAAACCUUAUUACUGCAAUGAAUGUGAGAAGGCCUUCAGUCACAGUGGAGACCUUACUCUGCAUGAGAGAAUUCACACUGGAGCAAAACCAUAUGUUUGUAGUGAAUGUGGGAAAACUUUUCGCCAGAGCUCAGCCCUCAUUCAACAUCAAAGAAUUCAUAGUGGAGAGAAACCUUAUGAAUGUAAUGAAUGUGGGAAAGCCUUCAGUCGGAGCAGAGACCUUACACUGCAUCAAAGAAUUCACACUGGAGAAAAACCAUAUGAAUGUAAUGAAUGUGGGAAGUUUUUCCGCCAGAGUGCACACCUUAUUCGACAUCAGAGAAUUCAUACUGGAGAAAAAACCCCAUGAGUGUAUUGAAUGUGGAAAGUCCUUCUGCCAGAGCUCAUACCUUACUAGAUAUCUGGUGACUCACACACAGGGGAAAUCUUAUCAAUGAAAUGAAUGUGAGAAGGCCUUUAGCUACAGCCAAAACCUUAUCCUCCAUCAGACAAUCCACACUCCAAGAGAAAUCAUAUGAAUAUGACAAAUGUGGGGUUUGUCAGAGUACACACUUUAUUCAACGUCAUAGAUACCAUGCUGGGAAGAAAACAUAUGAAUGUAUUGAAUGUGGGGAGACCUUCCAGAGCUCAGGCCUUAUUCAACAUCAGAGAAGGAAUACUAGGGUGAAACUCUAUAAAAGUAAUGACUGUGAGAAGACAUUCCUGCCUGAGAUGAGAACUUAUUCAUUCAACCAUAUAUUCAUUUUAGUGAAAACCUUAUGAAGGUCAUGAAUGAGUUCAUAUGUUUUGUCAGAAUAUAUACCUUUCCCUCAGAAAGUUUACACUAAAAUUUACACUUUACCUUACAAAGGUAAUAGAUGCAGGAGUCUUUGGGCUUGUCAUCAGAGACAGGAAUAUAACUGAGAAUUUUAGACCGUGACACCAACUCCUUCUUGUUUAGUUAAGUACAGAUAGUUUGAAAUCCUCACAUUUAGUUAAGACUUUGUAAUCCUACUUUUCAAAAGAGGGAACAUGGGGAGAUAGUAUCAGGGACUUUGUCAGUUCACUCAGAAUGAGUAGCAUUAGGGACCUCAGUGGCCAUAGAUCCCAUCCCAUCCCAUUCACAUUCACAGAAGGAGCCCUGGUUAUAACAUGCAGGACACAUGGUUGUCUGGCCUCUGCAUGAAGAUCUCCAGUGAGAAGGAAAGCACAUUCAGGGAGGAAAGCUAUUACAUCCCAUCCACUCCAGGCAAAGUCCUGACCCUUUCCUUAAUGUUUUUUUUCUCUAAAUGUCACUUCUCCUUAGCUUCCUCCUGAGUUAUGGGAUUCCUAACACACUUUCCCUAGGUCUUUGCCACUGUUUUAUAUUCCUUCUGUUACUUGGCCUUGCUUGUGCCUUGCACUUCUUUUUACAAUAUAAGUUAGUGAGUGAGUUCUCUUAACAUUCACAUAUCUCAUUGUAUCAUCUCAUUGGAAUUUUAGGCUUGAGUAUUUCCCAUCCAUCGUGGGCAGAUUUCCUUUGAAACAUUUUCAAGUAAUUCAUAAAUUAAGUGAAUUGGACUAUUAUGAGAAAUUUGUGGUCCUGUUGGUGUUAUUAGAACAAAAAAAUUUUAAUCCUCCCCUCAAGAGUUGAUAAUUCACAUCAUAUACAGUCCGUUUUUUGUUUGUAUUUUGAAAUGUUUUCUGAUGAUUUCAUUCCUAAUAAAAAAAGAGAAGAUGUUUGUAUUUU